Messenger RNA from Zerene cesonia (dogface butterfly), 753 nucleotides. RefSeq names its product guided entry of tail-anchored proteins factor 1-like. Gene Ontology annotation, biological process: tail-anchored membrane protein insertion into ER membrane. The coding region runs from base 210 to 719 and encodes 169 amino acids. Lineage: Eukaryota; Metazoa; Arthropoda; Insecta; Lepidoptera; Pieridae. The record is from RefSeq and is a predicted model, not a curated record. The transcript is spliced from 2 exons.
CAUUUAUCCAUAUUAUUUAUCAAAACAGUGUCAUCCAAUAUAUUAUAUUUUAUAAAAAUUUAAAAUAAUAAUUACAUGAAUGGAUAAAAAUUCUAAUAUAUAAGAAACAAAGUAGAAUAGUUAUAGAUAUAAGACUUAUAAAAGUUAAUCGUUUUUGCUACGAUUUUGCAGUUUUUGCUAUUGCAGUCUCGAAGACUAACUUUAGCAAAAUGAUAGAAAUUUUGAAUGGAUUUCUUCUUAUUUAUUUCUUAAUUUUAUGUUCACUUAGUGCUUUAGUUCCCAUUCUAGUCAAACCGAUAGUGGCCUGCUUCUCUCGACCAUCUUAUGAAGAACGUAAGCUAUGGGAUGAAAUUUUGACCCUAAAGAAUGAGCAAAAAGAAAUAUCUAUGAAGGAUGAAUUUGCUGCUUACUCAAAAUUACAAAGGAAGAUAAACAAGCUAGAAAGUGAACUGAAAGAAAAUUCACAGGCAAGACUUAGCAAAAGCAUAGCAGUCAAAGGAACAGUUCAUAUUGUCCUGCAAGCGGUGAUUGCUUUUAUUGUUAUAAUAUCUGUGAUAUGUUUCCGACGUGAGCCCAUUGUAGCUUUACAUGCCAAUCUGUUUCCAUUUUCUACAAUAUUGAAAUAUCCAAGUGAAACACCGAAUGCUAUCUCAACCCACAUGUGGGUGAUAAUGUCGAAUAUAUCAAUAAGAACAUUGUUGAAACCUAUUGUACCUUAAAUUGCUGUGUAUUAAAGUGUAUUUUGGCUCAAUA